Molecule: messenger RNA, 891 nt
Organism: Lachancea mirantina
Lineage: Eukaryota; Fungi; Ascomycota; Saccharomycetes; Saccharomycetales; Saccharomycetaceae
Source: the annotation of a GenBank genome assembly
AUGUCAGUUCAAGAGAAUGACAAUGAAGUCAUCUUAGUGCACCCAGAAAACAGCAAGACAACUACUAAAAUCCUGAAAUACGGUGCUACUGUUUUCUCAUGGACCUUAAACGGAGAAGAGCAGUUAUGGUUGUCUAGGGGAGCCAAGAUGGAUGGAUCCAAGCCUGUUCGUGGUGGAAUUCCGCUCGUUUUCCCAGUUUUCGGUAAAAACAACUCCGAUGAGCAUUUGAGCAAAUUGCCACAGCACGGUCUGGCUCGGAACUCGACUUGGGAGUUUUUGGGUCAAGUUAGUGCAAAUCCACCGGUAGUGCAAUUUGGACUAGGUCCCGAGUUUGCCAAUGAAGAGCUUACCAAAUUGUGGCCCUUUGAUUAUUCGUUAGUUCUCACCGUUGAAUUAGGGAAAGAACAUUUAAAGACGGCCAUUGAAGUGGCCAAUACGUCCAGAAACGAGACUCUCAAAUUCAAUUGGUUGUUCCACACGUAUUUGAAGAUCCCCGACAUAGAAGAAACCAUGGUUUCCAAUUUAAGUGGGUCCAAAUUGUAUGAUCAAAUGUUGCAACAAUCCUACGUCGACAGACAACCUGUUGUGUCGUUCCAUGAAGAAUUGGACAGAAUUUAUCAACAAGUCGACUCCGAGCGGAUCAUUCAAGUCGUGGACAAGGGUCAUCCAAUCCACACCGUUCAGAGACACAAUUUGCCCGAUGCGGUCGUGUGGAACCCAUGGGUGGAAAAAUCCAAAGGUAUGGCCGACUUCGAACCAAAGGAUGGUUUCAAAGAAAUGGUUUGCGUAGAACCGGGCUAUGUGCACGAUUUUGUCGUCUUGCAACCGGGCCAAACCUGGAACGCACACCAAGUCUUGUCGAAGGCUGACCUCCAAUAUCAAAUAGUAUAG